Molecule: messenger RNA, 264 nt
Organism: Eimeria necatrix
Lineage: Eukaryota; Apicomplexa; Conoidasida; Eucoccidiorida; Eimeriidae
Exons: 1
Coding region: 1-264 (87 amino acids)
Source: RefSeq, a predicted model, not a curated record
AUGCAGAAAGCUUUUGUGUCUCCAAGUGAGCGGCGUGCUGCAGUGCUGCUGCAGCAGCUGGAGACUCUGAAGCAGCACAGGGACAAGCAGCGGCAGCAGCAGCAGCAGCAAAAGGCCCGCCUCAAGCAGCAGCAAACGGACAAGCUGCUGCAGCAGCAGCAGCAGCAGCAAAAGGAACGCAGAAAAAGGAGACACUCCAAACAAGGCAAAAUCGAGGCCAGCAUGCGGAAACGCCUCCGCCUAGACCCAGCCAACACCUCUUAG